AUGACAAAAGCUAAAGAAGAUACAAGGAACAAGACACAAACUGCUGCUGAUGUAUCCAAAUCAACAGAGGGUACCGAUGAAGAAAAAGAAAAGAAGAAUGAAAAGAAAAAAGAAGAAAUCGAAACAGAGACAGAACCUGCUACUGAACCCGAGCAAAAAGAGGGUGCUCAUGAAGCAAAACAACAGCAGAAAAAAAAGAUGCAAGAAGAUAUUGGCCAAGAAAAAGCAGUUGUUGCUGAAACCAACCCAAAAGAGCAUGCCAAUCAAGAGAAGACACAACUUCAAGUAUUGGAAAGUGACGAUGAUUUCAAGGAAGAAUCAAUCCAAAACAAGCCACUCGCCAUUUAUUGCUGCAAAACAAACAAGGUCAUUGAUGCCUUCUCAGAAAAGCAAUUGGCACUCCAACCAACCAUUGAAGAAUUUGAGAAAAAUGAUCUAGCCUUUGCAAGAAAUCCAUACACAGAAAGAUCUUACGUUUUCUCAACACUCAUCAAUACUCCAUUACAAAACCAAGAUCAAGCACUGAGAGAAAAAAUGAUGGACAACCAUUUUCCAGAAGAUUUGAAAAACAGAUAUAUCUAUUUCCCAAUCAACCACGACAACCAUUGGACAAUUGUGGUCUUUGACAAUGCUGAUGGGAUAUGGAGACACUAUGACUCUUUGAGACCAGCAAAAGAUUGUCACAACAAGCACUUUGAAAUUGCAAAGGAAAUUCAACAACAUCAACUCAGAUGGAAUAAAGCAUUACUCAGCAAUCAGGGAAACAUGUUUUCAUCUCAAGAGUGCGAGACAGAAAUUGCAUCAAUUGAGGAAUGCCCACAACAAACCCCACACUCGUAA
This is a messenger RNA of Camellia sinensis, 840 nucleotides long. NCBI's taxonomy places the organism in Eukaryota, Viridiplantae, Streptophyta, Magnoliopsida, Ericales, Theaceae. The record is from RefSeq and is a predicted model, not a curated record.